AGGAGAUCGUAAACACAUUCAAGAUGGCGGCGAACACCGAGACGCAAAAUACGACACUCUCAGAUGACGAGCAAAAAACAUUCUCAGGAGCAACUCUGCAAAUUGAUGGUGUUGACAACCAGACAGGAAAUGAGCCUGGUGUAGAAUUUACAGGACCCAAUACCAAUUUUAACAGAAAUCGCCCCGGAAGUGUGUACGGAAGACAGAGUAUCCGGAGUACAACCAGCCGCACCUCCGUCCGUCCAGGGGUGAUCAAAGGCGACAAUGAGGCAGAAACGUUCUUUAGCUACAAGGAGGAAAACUUUAACAAAGCCCUUGAAACAUGUAAAAAGACAAUGAAGGAUGAUAUUGAUGGCGAGUUUGUUGGAGCUUGGCUGCUAACUGCUAUUGACCACUGGGAUAACGAGAGGGAACGUUUAAUCAUUCUGACCAAAAACUGUAUGCUCAUUUACAAGUAUGACUUCAUUCUUCACAAGAUGGAAGAUUACAAGAGAGUCAUGCUUCAUCUGAUAGACACUAUAUGUGUGGGGGACUUUGUUUAUCCUCCCAAAAGUCUGAUGCCAUUGAGGCAACAUGGGGGAAUUCAGAUUAAGUGGAGCCAUGGGGAGGAACCAUCCUGGGCUCAGUUGUGGAACCCCUGGUGUGAGUCUAUCCCCUGGAUCAACCUUGCCCACCACCCCCUUCUGUAUAACCCCAAGGAAUAUGAGACGACCAUUUACAAUGUGGAUGACUUUUACGAGUCCCUGAUACAAUGCAUCAGUAACUGCUACAAAGAAAAACGACCAAGCGAGAAAAUCACCAUUGUUGAGGGUCCUAUAAUGAUUGAGAGCUAUGCAAGCCUGUCCUCUAUGGUAUUUAACCAGAGUGGACUUGGUUUCAACAGAGAUAGGAAAGGCAUUAGCUUCUAAGCUUUGCAAACAUUGCUGCACAAACUACUCAAAGUUGGAAGUAUUUCCUCUUCAAGCAUAGCAUUAAUAGCUUUGAAAUCCCAAACAACUGAUAUGGUUUAAUAUAUUGAAAUGGUAAACCUUUUCCAUAUUACAGCCUUUAUAGCUUUUUUCCACUUGCUGCACUGCAAAAUAACUGUGCUGAUUAUGAAGUAUUAUUGUAACACAUACAAUGAAUGCUCUUAGAGAUUUUCUUCAUAAAGUUGAGUUAUUGUAUAUUUCAUAUAGAUUUGUGUACUACAAAAGAAGCUGUGAUUUUAUAUUUUUCUUAAAAAACUGUAUAACUGUCUUAGGUUUAAGGCCAAUAUCAGACUUGGUCAUUGGUUCAGGCUGUUGUUCCCUACAGACAAAACAUCUGCAUAUGAGACCACAGGCUAUGUUCCUGUAAUGAUGCUGAUUCUGAAGUGCUCUUUUAUUUAUUUCAAACUGAUCACUUUUGUUGCUGUUUUUUUUUCCCCAUCUAAUUAUGCUUGUUGUAAAAUUUAGAUAAUCCAGUAAGCCCUCGAUACACAUUCCAGUGGUUUUCUUACUUCAACAAAUUUCUCAGCCAGUAAUUGUUUCUUGUCAUAAUGAACUGAAUUUGUUUUUGAUUUGACUUAUAAGUUAUCUGGUUUAAAGAAAAGGUGACAUAUUAAAUUUCACAAUAUGGAAAGUAGAUUUCAUGACAGAUUCUCUUCCAUUUCAUAUCUGUAUUUUUUCAUCCAAUGGGUGUCAAUUAAGGUUAUGUUUGCAAAGUUUUGUAAGCAGAGUUCGUCUUACAUGCAUAAUGUUGAUUUUAUUUAUUUGUUAACUUUCCUCAUAUCAUAUCAUAUAUUCCACAUGGGUUAUUUCUAUGGACAUGUUUUAUCUGCACUUGCCUAUUCCUCUUUUAACCUGGUUCCCGAGGCCUUCUGAAGUGAUUAGGAAGGCCUCAGGAGCCAGGGUAGUCUUCUUUCCUUGCUGCUUAUUAAUAUUUUGUUUUAUACUGGUACUUUUUUUUCCGGAUGUUAUUACAUAUAAGUGUGUACAAUUAUUGAAAGGGAAAGGUGUAUUGUCAUUGUUUAAAAUGAUUUUACUAUACACAUGUAAUGUAAUUGGAAUAUAAUCUAUCACCAAAUGAACAUGAAAUUCAAAAUAAUUUUAAAAAGUGUAUUUGAUUAUUUCAGAAGUUUGCUAUGUGCAGCUUAAUUGAAACAAUAAUUUCUUUAUACUAGUAAUGAGAUCAUUUAACAUAAAUUUUUUGCCGUACUUGCUUGAGUUGUGAUGUGCCAUUUAGAUUUUAUUACAGUAAGUAAGCAUAGUAUAGUAUUUAAUAAAUAAAUGUAUUUCUCAAUUUUAUUCAAUGGAAAGCUUUUUUCAAACUUUUGAUUCUAUGAUCACUUUUAUAUUUAUGCUAAUGCUACUGUCAUGUAUCACAUUUUGAAUUUAAGGUUUUUGCACAAUGUUGAAAAAUGACAUAGAAGUUUUAUAUUAAGAAACACUUAAUAAAUAGGCACACACACCUGUUGUCAGGUGAGUUUUUUUUUUCAAGUUUUAAAGCAAAAAAAAUUGACAAUGAACAUUAAAAAUAUGCAGAUUUUUUUUCACCAGCUUACAUUUAAGCAUACUUGGGGUAAUUAGAAUGUAAAUUAUUUCCAGGUCGUUCUGUAGAUAUUGAGUUUGUGUAAAUAUAAAGCUCCUUGUGAUAUACAGUAUCUAUUCUUUAUAUUCCGUUGUUAUUGUUUGUGCCGAAAUUCAUACGCUUUUUCUGCUCUUAGGUACAUUUUUAGUGCAAUAACAAAGUGUGUGUGGGCUGUCCUGCAGUGUAAUGAUUUCAAAAUCCUACACUGAAUGAUAACAUUAUAGUGCUAUGACGGAUCCUUUAUUUCAGUGAUUGGAGCAGUGGUUGAUUUGUAUCAUUGUUCUUAUUUUGUUCUUAAAUUCCCAGUAAAGAAACUCAAACUUGAGGUCAGAAGAUUUUCGACAGGAAAAUGGAUAGGACAGACAUGAAAUUAUUGAUCAAAAGUAUUCAUGGCACAGAUAUGUUUAACCCACUUUCCUGCAGUAGAUUUUACCUAUCCUUAAGAAUGAAGCAUAUACUAUUUGUAUCCAAAAAAAAGUGAAACACAUGAUUGUUAUGUCACAACUACUACUGCAGUUGCUGAAAUGGAAAAUCAGUCUUGGUAUUGUCUUAGUGUACCAAAAGUAAAAGAGACUAAUAUAACAACCUUAAGUGUGGUGAUUUUGAUAAAAAAGGAGAUAUUUGACAUUUCUUUAUAUUAUCUUGGUUAAAUUUUGAAUAAAUAAAGGUACAUUUGGUAUUGAUUAUUCUAUAUGAGAAUGUUCCACUAAAAAUAAGUUUCCCUUCAAAUUAUUUGUGCAUGAUGGAGUUUACCAUAUAACCUAUGCACAGUUUAGUAAUAUAUAUAUAUAUGUGUGUGAUAGAGAUUUGCCAUGUUGUGUCACAUAUCAUUUAAUUUUUAUGCUGUUUGCAUUUAAAUCAACUAAAUUUAAAAAAAACAAACAACAAACAAACAAAAUUAAUGUUCGCCAUCAUGAAAUUAAGAAAAUUGACUUUAUCUGUCAGUGUCAAAAAAAUAUCAUUUGUUUCUGUUUGACCUCUGAUAUAUUAUGACAUUUUAUGUUCAUUUUAGAUGAAGAUGAUAGAAUUCAGUUGUAAUUAUUGUUAUUGUUUUGUAAUGAAUCUGUGAGAAUAGAUCAAAGUACAUUGUUCUAUGUUA
Saccostrea echinata is the source of this 3646-nucleotide messenger RNA. RefSeq names its product tumor protein p63-regulated gene 1-like protein. Gene Ontology annotation, cellular component: cytoplasm. Lineage: Eukaryota; Metazoa; Mollusca; Bivalvia; Ostreida; Ostreidae. Bases 24 to 908 code for a protein of 294 amino acids. The transcript has 4 exons. The record is from RefSeq and is a predicted model, not a curated record.